AGGACACUGGCUGUCCCGCGAGGGCCGAGGGCCGAGCGUGUCGCGUGGACACUGGCCGUCCCGCGAGGGCCCAGGGCUGACGCGCACCUCCAGACCCAGCCUUGGGAAGCACCACCGGAGCCACAGUGUUUUCUUCAGUUUCAAAUGGUGAAGAAUGGGAGACAUAGAAGGGACAUACAGAAUCUUACAGACUGCAGGGGCACGCUUGAGUGCUCAGACCCCUGUUGGAGUGAGUACCCUUGAGUCAGGGCAGACACUGUCACCCAGGAUGCAAGAGAAACACCUGCACCUCAGAGUAAAGCUCCUGGACAACACCAUGGAAAUAUUUGACAUUGAGCCUAAGUGCGAUGGCCAGGUAUUACUGACACAAGUGUGGAAGCAUUUGAAUCUCAUCGAAUGUGACUACUUCGGGUUGGAGUUUCAGAACAUCCAGUCCUACUGGAUUUGGCUUGAACCUAUGAAACCCAUCAUUAGGCAAGUACGAAGGCCAAAGACUGCAAUGCUUCGCCUGGCUGUAAAAUUUUUCCCACCUGAUCCUGGUCAAUUGCAAGAAGAAUAUACAAGGUAUUUGUUUGCCUUACAACUCAAGAGAGACCUGCUGGAGGAGCGCCUGAUCUGUGCCACGACCACUGCAGCCCUUCUCACAUCUCACCUUCUACAGUCUGAAAUAGGAGAUUAUGAUGAAACCUUGGAUAGAGAACACCUCAAAACCAACAAGUACUUGCCCAACCAGGAACAAUCCAUGGAGAAGAUACUAGACUUCCAUCAAAGACACACGGGCCAGACGCCUGCUGAAUCGGAUUUCCAGGUGCUGGAGAUUGCCAGAAAGUUGGAAAUGUAUGGCAUCAGGUUUCACACGGCUUCUGACAGGGAGGGGACCAGGAUUAACCUAGCAGUUUCCCACAUGGGUGUCCUUGUGUUCCAGGGUACCAUCAAAAUCAACACCUUCAACUGGUCUAAGGUCCGUAAACUAAGCUUCAAGAGGAAAAGAUUUCUUAUCAAACUUCAUUCAGAGGUCCAUGGACCCUACCAAGACACCUUAGAAUUCUUGUUGGGUAGCAGAGAUGAAUGUAAGAACUUCUGGAAGAUUUGUGUGGAGUAUCACACCUUUUUUAGACUUUUUGACCAGCCUAAGCCAAAGACAAAAACAGUCUUCUUCAGCCGGGGCUCCUCCUUCAGAUACAGUGGAAGAACUCAGAAGCAACUAGUAGAUUACAUCAAAGAUGGUGCAAUGAAAAGAAUUCCAUAUGAAAGACGGCACAGUAAGACUCGGACAUCUAUCCAUGCUGGGACUGUAGACCUGCCUAAACAGAGCAUCUCAUUCACCGAGGGCUUGAGAACUUCUGCCUCCCUGUCUUCAGCAAAUGCCUCCUUUCACCCACUCCCUACCUCCUCUUUGGCCUCUCCUGGUCUACCUGAUUUCAAGGACAGCAGCAUCUCCCUUAUGGAUCCCCAAGCUCCCUUCAUCAAGAGCACAGCUGCAGAGAGGAGCAGCAGAGCAGCACCUGAAGAGCAGUGCAGCACGCAGUCGGCCCACCUUCCCAGACCUCCUGUGCUCCAGCCUGGUCCAGGCCUUUCUGUGGAUAGUCUUCAGCCUUCUCCCUCCAACCAGAAGAGCCAGCUGAGCCUGAGCCCUGAGCCUUGGGCAGCCCUGAGACUAGCUGAGCAGGGCUUAUCCCCUGUCCUAAGUCCUGUCCUCAUUGGUGCUGGUGCAACCAGGAUGGACAACCAGGAGGAGCAGAAACACAAGCGCAUACCAGAAGAUGAGGCCUAUUUCAUAGCAAAGGAGAUUCUUGCUACAGAAAGAACAUAUCUGAAAGAUUUAGAAGUUAUUACUGUGCUCCUCCCACAGUGGUUCCGCAGUAUGGUGGUCAAGGAGGAUGCCAUGCCUGCAGCCCUGAUGACUCUGCUUUUCUCCAACAUUGAUCCUGUCUAUGAGUUCCAUAGAGGCUUCCUGCGUGAGGUGGAAGAGAGGCUGGCACUCUGGGAAGUGCAUGCCAGUACCCAUUUGAAGGGUGAUCAUCAACGAAUUGGGGACAUCCUGCUCAGGAAUAUGCAUCAGUUAAAGGAGUUUGUCAGCUAUUUCCAAAGACAUGAUGAAGUCCUAACAGAACUGGAAAAGGCCACCAAACACUGCAAAAAGCUAGAAAUGGUAUACAAAGAAUUUGAGCUCCAGAAGGUCUGCUACCUGCCUCUCAACACGUUUCUCCUGAAGCCCAUCCAGCGGUUGGUACACUACCGCCUACUUUUGAGCCGGCUUUGUGAUCACUACUCACCUAGGCAUCAUGACUAUGCUGACUGUAAUGAUGCCCUGAAGGCCAUCACAGAAGUGACCACUAAGCUCCAGCACAGCCUCAUCCGGCUACAGAACCUGCAGAAGCUGACAGAGCUACAGCGAGACCUCAUUGGCAUAGAAAACCUCACUGCUCCUGGCAGGGAGUUCAUCCGUGAGGGCUGCCUUCACAAGCUCACCAAGAGAGGCCUGCAGCAGAGGAUGUUCUUUCUGUUCUCAGAUAUGUUGCUGUACACAAGCAAAGGUGUCACAGGGGCCAGCCACUUCCGGAUCCGUGGUCUCCUUCCACUCCGUGGCAUGCUGGCAGAAGAAAGUGAGAAUGAAUGGUCUGUUCCUCACUGUUUCACCAUUUAUGCAGCUCAGAAAACAAUUGUGGUGGCAGCCAGCACUCGGCUUGAAAAGGAAAAAUGGAUGCAGGACCUGAACACUGCAAUCCAGGCAGCCCAAAGUGCUGGCAACAAAACUCCCGUGCUUCCAGGAGACCCUGUGUGCACUCAUAUGCCCAGAUCCUCUGAUGAAGUCAAUAUGGAGGAGCUGGAAGAUGCUUGGGGAACCCGAGGCUCCCUGGAGGGACAGUGCCAACACCGGGCCAACACCACAAUGCAUGUGUGCUGGUAUCGGAACACAAGUGUGUCUAGAGCUGACCACAGUGCAGCUGUUGAGAACCAGCUUUCAGGAUAUCUGCUAAGAAAAUUCAAGAACAGCAAUGGCUGGCAAAAACUCUGGGUGGUCUUCACCAAUUUCUGCUUGUUUUUCUACAAAACCCAUCAGGAUGACUACCCCUUGGCCAGUCUCCCGCUGCUGGGUUACAGUGUGAGUCUCCCCAGAGAGGUCGACGGCAUCCACAAAGACUACGUUUUCAAACUCCAGUUUAAGUCUCAUGUCUACUUCUUCCGAGCUGAGAGCAAGUACACAUUUGAAAGGUGGAUGGAGGUCAUCGAGAAGGGCAGCAGCUCACCUGGGAGGCCCCCAAGUCUUACUCCCUCUAUAGGGCUGGAGGCAGAGGAUAGAGAUGCUCACCCUGCAUGAACAAGGUGUCUAUGACAGGGGCCUGCCAUAUGCAAAGGCAGCCUGUUAUCCUCAGAGCCAAGGAAUCAGAUGGAAGAUGGCACAAACCCUAUCAAGAGCCUCACAGUGACCUCUUAGGUGGGCAUUUUAACACCUCCCUACAAACCUGUAGCUGGCUGAGGUAAAAGGACAUAUCUCAACUUGAGAGGCCCCUGGGAAAGAAAUGAAGAACUCUGGCUCAUGACAUGGCAUGGUCCUUGCUGAGGACUGGCCUCCGGCCGACAUGCAGCACCAAUGGCCACAGUUCUACACCUCAGAUAAGCACUGUACUCAAGCUUGGGCAACAAGCCUCAUACAGCUAUCAGGGCUGAGCCAGAACUACUGAUGGGAGUCCUGUCCAGGGCCCAGCCUACAGGUCACAACAAGACAACAGUGUGUCCAUUCCCAUCCCACAGAUCUUUGGAAGAGUGGAAACCAAAGUCCCCCGAGGCCUGGGAGGGUGAAGCCUAUUACUAGCUCCUAGUGUUCUUUACCAACUAAGGCAGCCUGCCUAUGGCUCCUCUGUUCACAUAUACGAUUUAACAUAAACAGCAUCUCCCCACCCACCAG
Molecule: messenger RNA, 3910 nt
Organism: Jaculus jaculus (lesser Egyptian jerboa)
Lineage: Eukaryota; Metazoa; Chordata; Mammalia; Rodentia; Dipodidae
Gene: Farp2
Product: FERM, ARH/RhoGEF and pleckstrin domain protein 2
Exons: 27
Coding region: 155-3322 (1055 amino acids)
Cellular component (GO): cytoskeleton
Molecular function (GO): guanyl-nucleotide exchange factor activity; cytoskeletal protein binding
Source: RefSeq, a predicted model, not a curated record